AUGAACGGCGGAGAAAUAAAUAGUCGCUAUUUUAUCUUACAUCUUGGAGUUCUUCACGGAUCUGAUCGUUAUGAAGUUCAUUUGCAUAUGGAACGUGAACCUCUGGUUCGAGAUCUACAAGAAGAAUUGGAAAAAAAAGCGCGUGUGAUGGUUGCAAAUCAGAAGUUGAUGUUUCGAGGACAACGACUUCAUCAAUGCCCAGAUACAUCAUUAUCUUCCCUUGGAAUUUUUAAUGGUAAUCAAAUUAUACUUAUUGGCGAAAAGUUAAAAGGUGCUGAAGACACGCAUUACGGUCGACUUUUAAGCAUUGAAAAAGAUGUUCAACUUAUUGAUGAUGUCUUAGAACUUAUAUGCAGAGAUUUCGAAAAAAUUAAAGGGAAUGCCACGAAUCCUCGACAGUGCAGUAAUUUACUUGUUGAUUUACACGCAAGAGCACAACGCUGCAAUCAAGAUUUGAAUAAAUUCGAUCAAGUUGCGAACAAUGUAACUGUUGAUUCUUCGGAAUACGAAGCAUUAAGAAAAAAAAAUGAAGUUCUUAAUCGAAUUAAAGAUCGAUUAGAUAUUACAAAUAAUGUAUCGUCGGCUAUUUCUACGUAUGGUAGUCAAACUCAAAGUUGA
Messenger RNA from Didymodactylos carnosus, 618 nucleotides. NCBI's taxonomy places the organism in Eukaryota, Metazoa, Rotifera, Eurotatoria, Philodinida, Philodinidae. The record is from the annotation of a GenBank genome assembly.